This is a messenger RNA of Bactrocera neohumeralis, 4029 nucleotides long. RefSeq lists its product as uncharacterized. Gene Ontology annotation, molecular function: nucleic acid binding. NCBI's taxonomy places the organism in Eukaryota, Metazoa, Arthropoda, Insecta, Diptera, Tephritidae. Gene Ontology annotation, biological process: DNA integration. The record is from RefSeq and is a predicted model, not a curated record. The coding region runs from base 1 to 4029 and encodes 1342 amino acids. The transcript has a single exon.
AUGAUGAAUCCCAGUGUGGCACCAUUUCUAUGCGACGUGAUGGACAAGUCGAUAAUCCGAACAGAGUGGGAAAAAUGGCUUCGAUCGUUUACGCUGUACUUAGAAGCAGAAGACAUUACCACUGCGUCUAAGAAAAGAAGUAAACUGCUACACCUUGGCGGCGCUCAAUUACAAGAAGUCGCGUAUAAUAUCCCAGACGCGCUGGUAGAAGGAAAAGAAGGUGUAGAUCCAUAUGAGGUGCUCGUGGGAAAAUUGACACAACAUUUCUCUCCAAAGAGGAACUCGACGUUCGAACGACAUCUAUUUAGGUCCCUGAAACCAAUGGAAGGGGAAACCCUAAAUAAAUUCAUUUUAAAACUAAGAGGUCAAGCUGCUAAAUGUCAAUUCGGUAAGACCGAGAAAGAAGUUAUAGAAACGAAUAUAAAAGAUAAACUCAUCGAUGUGUGGGCACCAAUAGAUUUGAAAAAACGACUCCUGGAAAAAGAACAUGAUUUAACGCAGGUGGUUGAAAUGUGUCAGAUACACGAAUCAAUAAAAAGCCAAACGACAACAAUGGUUUCUGACGUAGUGCCACUAAACGUAAACAAAAUCGCUAACAAAACUAAGUUUGAUACUGCUGAAUGCGAUAGAUGCGGGCGUAAAGGGCAUACGAGUAAUGACUUUAACUGCCCGGCUAAGAAUGCUAAAUGCAAUAAAUGUAUGCUACAGGGUCAUUUUGCAGUGAGGUGUAAAACAAAAAGGGUCAAACGUGAGCACGGAAGUGGUAGUUAUGAUAACCUGAAACGGCGGCGCAUGGCAGCAUCUAGAGUGCGCUGCAUAAAUGAUGAGGGUGAGAUGAGAUCUGAAGAAAUGCGGGAGUUCGACUGUUUUAAAAUUGAUGAUGAUAUGAGCGAUGAGAGGAUUAGAUGCUCUGUUGGUGGCCGAACGAUUGACAUGGUAAUAGAUUCUGGGUCUCGAUUUAAUUUAAUAAGUGAAGGAGAUUGGUCGGAGUUACGAAACGGACAGGCCGUAGUGUGGAACAUCCGGUCCCACUCUCCAAAUCAAUUCAAAGCGUAUGCCGCGGAUAAGCUUUUGAAAGUGUUGCAGGUAUUUGACGCGCCAAUCGCUACAGCUCAUACAGAACUGAUUGCUACCUUUUAUGUUAUUGAAAAGGGAAGUCAAUCACUCUUAGGGCGGGACUCAGCAGUAAAACUUAAUGUUUUGAGAGUAGGGUUAAAUGUCCAUCGAAUUGAAGAUAAAGAGCCAUUUCCAAAAAUUAAAAACAUUAAAGUUAGUUUAGCAAUAGAUUGUAGUAUCCGGCCAGUCCAGCAACCAAUAAGACGCAUUCCGAUUGCAUUAGAGACGAAAGUGGCGGAAAAGAUUGAUGAAGCAUUACACCAAGACAUAAUCGAGCGAGUUCCAGGGCCAAGCUCGUGGAUAUCGCCGGUGGUCAUAGUAUUUAAACCUAAUGGGGACGUGAGGCUAUGCAUUGAUAUGAGGCGCGCAAAUGAGGCCAUACUACGUGAAAACUACCCUUUACCCACCUUCGACUCCUUCAUGACAAAACUAAGACAUGCAAAAUUUUUCUCGAGGCUGGAUUUAAAAAACGCAUACCAUCAAAUCGAACUCGAUGAGGCCAGCCGAGAAAUAACGACGUUUAUCACACACAAAGGGCUAUUCCGGUACAAAAGGUUAAUGUUCGGGGUAAAUUCGGCACCUGAGAUUUUCCAACGCAUAAUGGAAGAGUUGUUAUCACCUUGCAAGAACGUUCUCAAUUAUAUCGACGAUGUCAUCAUAUUCGGAAGCUCGGAACAAGAACAUGACGAAGCAGUAAGGGACGUUAUGCGAAUAUUUAAUGCGAAUGGUGUCGUACUAAACACAGGUAAAUGCGCCUGGAAAGUGAAGGAGCUAAAGUUUCUGGGGCACAUGUUAUCGGAACAGGGGUUCACUGCCGAUCCAGAGAAAGUAAAAUUAAUCGGGGAAUUUCGAGCUCCAAAGACCAAAGACGAGGUAAGAAGUUUCCUAGGCCUAGUUACGUACAUAGGGAAAUUUAUACCAAAAUUAGCUGAUAUUACUGAGCCUUUGAGGAGUCUCCUAAAAUCAAGUAGCACUUUCAUCUGGAGUCACAAUCAAGAACAGGCAUUUAAAAAACUAAAAACUUAUCUAGCGGAAAUACCCAACUUAGCAUUCUUCGAUCCAAAGAACAGAACGCGCGUAAUAGCUGAUGCCAGCCCAAUAGCCUUAGGAGCAGUCUUAAUUCAAUUCGACAGCGGUGGGGAUCCGAAGAUAAUCACAUACGCUAGCAAAAGUCUCUCAGACGUUGAAAAAAGAUAUUCGCAAACAGAGAAAGAAAGCUUGGCUUUAGUGUGGGCAGUAGAGAAAUUUUAUUAUUAUUUAGCAGGAUUACAAUUCGAAUUGGUCACAGACCACAAACCCCUUGAAGCUAUUUUUAAACCGACAUCCAAGCCACCUGCCAGAAUUGAACGUUGGCUUCUACGACUGCAAGCUUUCAAAUUUAAAGUAAUUUAUCGUGCUGGAAGGGAAAACAUAGCGGACCCCUUAUCGAGACUAGUCAAGUUUUCAAGUAGUGACAUAUUCGACAGCAACUGUGAAGAUAAUGUUUUCCAAAUCGUGUGUAGUUCCGUGCCAGCAACUCUUACAGUAACCGUCAUUGAUAAAAAAAGUACAGGGGAUGAUCAUAUAUCUGAUGCAAUCACUCACAUAAGUAACAACUCGUGGAGCUCGGGAACAUCCAAUAUAUAUUAUCCGUUCCGACUAGAACUUUCGGUGCUAGGCAAUAUACUCCUGCGUGGGAGACGCAUUGUGAUUCCCGAAUCUCUACGGCAAAGAGUACUGGAACUCGCACACGAAGGGAACUCAGGGGAGUCGGCGAUGAAAAGACGACUAAGAGCAAAGGUUUGGUGGCCCCUGAUUGACAGAGAGGUCGAACGUUUUGUAAAAAAUUGCCGAGACUGCUUGCUGGUAUCACUACCAAACAAUCCAACCCCAAUGCAAAGACACAGAUUCCCCGACGGACCAUGGCAAUGUGUGGCAACGGAUUUAUUAGGUCCUCUUCCCAAUGGCGAAUAUGUACUCGUAUUGAUCGACUAUUUCUCGCGCUAUCAAGAGGUUGUGUUCUUAAGGAAAAUAAGUUCCGAAGCUGUUAUAAAAUCAAUGAAAGACAUCUUCUCUAGACUAGGGUUACCUAAAUCCUUGCGUACUGACAAUGGGAGGCAAUAUGUGAGCAAUGAGUUUAAAGAAUUCUGUAGAGAGAAUAACAUCGAGCUAGUCACAACACCGCCGUACUGGCCUCAAGCUAACGGAGAGGUCGAGAAUAUAAAUCGAUCACUAGUAAAGCGCUUGAAAAUUGCCCACUCUAACAAGGUGAACUAUAAGUCAGAGAUACAGAAAUACUUAAUGAUGUACAAUGUGACACCUCACAGCACAACCGGGGCUACACCAACGGAAUUAAUGUUCAAUCGGACCAUUCGUGACAAGAUCCCAGACAUACGUGAUCUAACACAAGAAAUCGGUGAUUCGUCGGCAAGAGACUUGGACUGCAUAAAUAAACAUAAGGGGAAAGAGAAGGCUGAUGCAGCCAGAAGGGCGAAAAGCUCGGACAUAGGAGUUGGGGAUAUUGUGCUUUUGAAAAACGUUAUAUUCCCGCACAAGUUAACACCAAAUUUCAAUGCAACCGAAUACGUUGUGGUUAAAGGGAAAGGCGAUGAGGUACAGCUUUCAGGCGAUGGUAAGGUGCUGCGGAGGAACAUCAGCCAUGUUAAGAAAAUUCCCUCCGCUAACCAACAACCAGCCAGUGAGUCAGAGAAAGCACCAGGAACAUUGUUACAUCCACCAAUUGAACAACAUUCAACACUAUCCAGAAAUUCAGGCGCGGAGGAGACAGGAACGUCACAAGGGUCACUACGUCCUGAGUCAGCGGCUAAGGUCACAUCACCACCUACAAACGUGUUCACCGGCGACCAACCAUCAGCUCAGCAAGAAGGGAUUAAGUUGAAGCUAAAAAAAAUAGGAGGGAUGUGGCAACCCUAG